GCGCGGGUUCCAGAGGAUUAGAGGAAGCAGAAGCCGGAAACCCCGUCCUCUCCACCGGGAGGCGUAGGGUUUAAGGAGGAAUGGCUGGAGCUGGAGGAGGAGACGGGCGCGGCGGCUCCUCGCCGGCGAUCAAGCCGAUAAGCAAGGCGGUGGUGCACCGCAUCUGCUCCGGCCAGGUCAUCUUCGACCUCUCCUCCGCCGUCAAGGAGCUCGUCGAGAACAGCCUCGACGCCGGCGCCACCUCCGUCGAGGUCAGCCUCAAGGCCUACGGCGCGGAGUGGUUCAAGGUCGCCGACAACGGCUACGGCAUCUCGCCCGCCAACUUCCAGGCGCUUGCUCUUAAGCACCACACCUCCAAGAUAUCAGAUUUCUCCGACCUCGGAUCCGUGGUCACCUUCGGAUUCCGGGGUGAAGCGCUGAGCUCGCUCUGCGCGCUGGGGAAACUGACGGUUGAGACGAGGACCAAGGAUGAGUCCGUUGGGACGCGUUUGGAGUUUGAGCACUCGGGCGUGGUGGCCAGCGAGAGGAAGACCGCACGGCAGGUUGGGACCACGGUGACAGUCGAGAAGUUGUUCUCCACCUUGCCGGUCAGGAGCAAGGAGUUUAACAGGAACAUUCGGAAAGAGUAUGGGAAAGUGAUCUCCCUGCUGAAUGCUUAUGCCUUGAUUGCCAAAGGGGUCAGAUUACUUUGCACUAAUACUGUUGGCAAAAAUUCUAAAAUGGUGGUGCUUAGAACUCAAGGCAGCAGUUCAAUGAAAGACAAUAUCAUUACCGUAUUUGGUCUGAACACUUUCAAGUCUCUUGAGCCCUUCAGUGUUACCAUCUCAGAUGGCUGCCAAGUAGAAGGCUUUCUCUCAAAACCUGGACCUGGUACUGGUCGCAAUUCAGGAGAUAGACAAUUCUUCUAUGUGAACAGCAGACCUGUUGAUAUGCCAAAGGUCACAAAACUUGUCAAUGAGCUGUACAGAAGCUCGAAUGCCAAGCAAUAUCCUGUGGCUCUCCUGGAUUUCCGUAUUCCAACCACAUCCUAUGAUGUGAAUGUCGCACCUGACAAGAGAAAGAUUUUCUUCUCAUCUGAGAGUAUAAUUCUGCGGUCUUUACGUGAAGCUGUUGAAAAUCUGUAUUCCCCUCAACAAUGUAGUUUCUCAGUCAAUCGUGUUGAAGAUCCUGAAAAGGAAGAGGAUACUGUUACUGAUGGGCAUAGUGAAGACACAGAUUUGAUAGAAGUAGAGAAUGUUUCAUCUCCGGACAAUAGUGAUGACAAGGAAGAAACAGACAGCGAGGAUCAGGUUUCACCAGAGAACAAGAAAAAGCCUUCUUCAGUGACAAAGGUAGCCAUUGAUGCCACAUCUAGAGAAGUGAGCCCCUUGUCAAGAGGCACAGCCACUCAGGCUGAUAGAUCUGCCUGGCUUCCAUCCUUCUCAUAUGAACAACCUAAAAGAUUUCCUAAAGAAGGAAAAGGUUGUGCACCGGGAGCAAAUCAUUUCAGAACAGGGCUUGCUGCAAAAUCUACCCAUUCACCUACUGUUCAAUCUUCUCUUAUGAACUAUGUAUCACUAAACAAGCGGAAGCACGAAGACGAUUGUAAUCUUAUUUCUGAAGCUCCAGUGUUGAGAAGAGGGCCAUGCUUAGAACAAGUGAGGAGAACAAGUUUGGAAGCAAAUUUUAUAUUGCCAAACAAGCCGGACUAUACAGAUGAUUGCAGUCUUAUUUCUGAAGCUCCAGUGCUGAGAAUAGGGGCAUGCUCAGAACAGGUGAGGAGAACAAGUUUGGAAGGAAACUUUGUUUCACCAAAUAAGCAGAAGCACGAAGAUAAUUGCAAUCUUAUCUCUGAAACUCCAGUGUUGAGAAGUGGGGUAGGCUCAGAACAAGUGAGGAGAACAAGUUUAGAUGCAAAUCCACCAGCUGCAUUAAGCUCAAGGACAUCUAAUAUUCCUGAGUUCAAUUUGCCUCUGGAAACAAACUCUUUAAAACAGCAAUCCCCACGAUCUUUUGUAUCUGUGAGGGCAGAUGUUUCACCACAGCAUUCUGAACCGCCUAAUACUGUGAUCUGUGGUGCGAAAGUAUUAAGUCCAUGUGAUGUUCUCACUCCAGAACCUGAUGUGGAGGAACAGCAUGAUCGAUGUCUUUCGAUUUCUGGUGCUCCCAAUAAACAUUCAGAAGUGGAACAUCUGAAUACAUUGAAGGAUAGUCCUUUGCCUGAUGCUCAUGAUUCUGAUAAUGAUGCUGCAGUAUAUUCUGCAUCUGUACAAUAUCCCAUUGUGCAAUUUACUGUUGCUGAUCUUAGGAGAAGAAGAAAGAAUGGUUUUAUGACAUCGCGUGCAAAUAAAGCAAAUUGUCUUGAGAAAGCUACAAGUUUGCGAUAUACCUCUUUCUGUUGGGUAUUUGUGAUUAUAUUCAAAUGCAGGCCACUGAGGCUUGAUCUAUCACCGGAGGAAGAAGUAAUAGUUUCUAUGAACAUGAACACUAUCAGAACAAAUGGCUUUGUUUUGGAAGAAGAUUUGCAUGCUUCCCCUGGUAACCAUUAUCUUUUGAAAGCGGUGCCUUUCAGCAAAAAUAUUACAUUUGGUGUUCAAGAUGUAAAGGAGCUGAUCUCCAUGCUUGCUGAUAGUCAAGGAGACUGUUCGAUAAUCAGUAGCUACAAGCUGGAUAAAACUGAUUCUGUUUGCCCUUCGAGGGUUCGUGCUAUGUUGGCUUCAAGGGCUUGCCGAAUGUCUAUUAUGAUUGGCGAUCCACUGACAAAAGCCGAGAUGAGAAAGAUACUUAAAAAUCUAACAGGAUUAAGGUCCCCAUGGAACUGCCCACAUGGGAGGCCAACGAUGCGCCACCUAGUUGAUCUGCGUGCUAUAAAAAACAAAGUUUCUGCAGGGCCAGAUGCGGGGCUUUGACGGUGACCCGGCAGAUUUGUGGAUUACGUUGGGCUAAUGUUGUUUCUUCCAUUUUCGCCACUCCCAAGUCCUAAACUCCUAA
Messenger RNA from Setaria italica (foxtail millet), 2970 nucleotides. RefSeq names its product DNA mismatch repair protein PMS1. Bases 81 to 2888 code for a protein of 935 amino acids. Gene Ontology annotation, biological process: mismatch repair. The transcript is spliced from 9 exons. Lineage: Eukaryota; Viridiplantae; Streptophyta; Magnoliopsida; Poales; Poaceae. Gene Ontology annotation, molecular function: ATP binding; ATP-dependent DNA damage sensor activity; ATP hydrolysis activity. Gene Ontology annotation, cellular component: MutLalpha complex. The record is from RefSeq and is a predicted model, not a curated record.